AUGAACGCGGAUACCCAAGAUAACGUAAAGCGGUCAAUCACUGAAGCGGCUGCGGAGCAUUAUGAGCUUUUACUUGAGUCUCGGGAGUCCAACAAACGCCUCGACGCUCUUUCAUCUGAAGCAAUUGUAAAAUCUAAUUUAUUGCUCGAAACUCUUGGUAAGCUUCAGUUUUAUAGUCAAAAUAUGGCAGAUGUCGGUGCUUCUUGGCGGACUGAAAAGCAAAUCCUGUCAAAUGCGAUGUCGAAUUAUCCACAGCUUUUGGCUAUCGCUGAGUCUCCUUUUUUACUGCGUGAUUGCCUUUGCAAUGGUAUGUAUCAUCAGGCUUUAUUAAUAGUUGAGCAUAUGUCUCGAAUCACUCCUCGCGAUGCGAAUAGUGGUAAUCUUUUUUCUCGAAUUCAGCUCGAACUUUGGAAAACGCUUGAUGCAUGCUUUAACGAGGUGAUUUUACCCCGUUUAUCGGAAUCACUUACUGUAGAUGUUGCUUAUAAGCUAAUUACAUUUUUAGAACAUUUAGGGUUCGAUAAAUCUUACGUGAGGGAGCUUUUCCUUGAAAGGCGAAGGAUCUAUCUCGACAAGCUCAUUCAGGAGGCGGAGAAGAGUACGGUUCCUUAUUCUCGCGCGAUAAAAUUGAUUAAACUUUAUAAAAAUCAAACCAAUGAUGUGUUAAUGCAGUAUGAGGUUUGUUUCUUACCCUCUGAACGAACAAAAAAAGCGAAUGAAAGCAAAAGCGAAACGGAACAGGGCUGGGACGAGUGUAUUCAGCUGUGGAGCUAUGCCCAGGCGGAGCGCUUUCUCGCGGCCUUUGCGCACUGCAUCGGACAGCUCACCAACGGCUCCGAACUUGCACUUUUGGUCGAGCAAUCCUCCAGCUGCGCAACGCGUGCGGCCCAGGUCGGCAUGGAUCUCUUCCCCGGCAUCCAGGCGCUACUGAUAAGUCGAAUUCAGGCCCUCUUUUCCGCCCAGAUGGCCCACACCGUGGCGGCCUAUGGGAACGCCAUGCGGGGCUUUUCCUGGCGAAAGGCCUCCGCCCUGCGCACCUCCACCGUGCGGCCCAGCCCUCUGGAAGGAGGGGUGGGGGAUCCUUCUACGGCAACCCAGACAAUGGCUACACCUACGACUACGACUACUGCUAACAGCUGUAACAGUAACCCUAACUGUACUAACAGUAGCACUAGCCCUACGGAUACCCAUUGCGGGGGUGUGGUGAGUGCGCCGCCGGCGAUUCUCGCACAGUGCCUUCCGUUGGCCUGCGCGGUGAAUGGGUUGUUGACGGCCUUUAACUUCUGCCGUCGGGUGGUGAUGGGCGGUAUGGGGCUGACAGCAGUGGGGGAAGUGGAGGGGCUGCUCGCGCGAAUCGCGGACGACCUCGCGCGGGAUGCCGGCGUCGUGGAGACUCUGACCGCGCUCGAGCAGGGUGUUUACUACAAUUUCGUGCGGAUUUUUGUGGAGGUGUUGUACCCCUACGUGCUUGGAUGCACGGCGAGGCUCUUUGGGGAGGGGGCUCAGCGUUGGGUGGAGGAGAGCAUGGACGGAGAAGUCAAGGCACUGGCAAGGCGACUGCCCUCGGAGGUCUCUAAUAUGGAGUCUGCUAAGAUAUCUCCUCCUGCCCAACCAUCCCAGUCUUCUUGA
Molecule: messenger RNA, 1629 nt
Organism: Phytomonas sp. Hart1
Lineage: Eukaryota; Euglenozoa; Kinetoplastea; Trypanosomatida; Trypanosomatidae
Source: the annotation of a GenBank genome assembly